This is a messenger RNA of Ostrea edulis (European flat oyster), 10571 nucleotides long. RefSeq names its product NFX1-type zinc finger-containing protein 1-like. Gene Ontology annotation, cellular component: nucleus; nuclear RNA-directed RNA polymerase complex. Gene Ontology annotation, molecular function: helicase activity; zinc ion binding. The transcript has 3 exons. Gene Ontology annotation, biological process: regulatory ncRNA-mediated heterochromatin formation. The coding region runs from base 2011 to 8286 and encodes 2091 amino acids. The record is from RefSeq and is a predicted model, not a curated record. Lineage: Eukaryota; Metazoa; Mollusca; Bivalvia; Ostreida; Ostreidae.
AAACCCAGUAACAUCUCAUAUAUAUGGGGACAACAGUUUUACAGGAUCCGCCUAUUCAUUGAACGCGGGAAAUAAAACGCAAGGCGACGUAAACUGUGUAUUGUGACGUCACAUUUAGCCUCAACCUUUUUCAAAGCAAACAAUUAUAAACAACAAUAAUACAUUCCGUAUGCAAUGAAAAAGGCCGUUAUAAAACUAAACAAAAUUAACCAAUAAAUUCAAAAUGGUAAAAAUGUAACCGUAAUUUUAUCGUAUAUUCUUAUUUAAAGAAACUCAUGAACUCGUUCAUCUAUUUAGUCGUAUUACGGUUUUAUAUGUAAUUAUUUGCUAAAACCUGUUACAAUGAUAAUUAUACUAUUCACUUUGAACAAACUCAAUGUUUAAAUUACGAAUUGCACGUCAGAGUCUUCUAUUAUUGGCAUUCAAAAUAAAACACGAAUAACUGUUGAAGCAGGUGAUGAAAAAAUAAAUGGCGGCGCCCAUAUGGAUCACGAAAAUUUCAGUUAACGUAUAUAGAGAUUGUCUCUUUUUCUUUUGCUGAUUUUGACUUUUUUCUUUUACAUACGUGUUACCUUUAGAGCCUUGCUUCGCGGACGGGCCUUUGGCCCGUCCGAGCUUCGCUCGGUAUAACUUAUUUUGAAAAAGCGCUUGUGUGUAUCGCCCCCUUUUCCCGGCAUUGUUAUUUUCUGACCACCCCCUUCUUGAGACAGUAUAUUGUUUCACAAAUAAAAAAUAAAAUCUAAUAGAUAUACUGGAAAAGCGUUUGUGGUUACCGCCCCCUUUUCCCGGCUUUGUUAUUUUCUGACCACCCCCUUCUUGAGACAGUAUGUUGUUUCACAAAUAAAAAAUAAAAUAAAAUGGAUAUACUGAAAAAAGACUUUAAUUACGACUUUCCAAUUUUAUUACCCUUUUUCGGGCUGCCAUCUUUUAACAAAUUGUUUUAUGAACCUAUCCAAUAAAUAAGAGGUUUUCAACUCCCGUCUCACCGAAAACCACAUUGAAAAAGGUGAAAAUAAUUCUCUCAAUGAUUUCCCCCCAAAAUAGCCUUUUUAAAUCGAACUUGCUUUUAAUUUCAUAUUUUUAAGAUAACCGAACUACAAUUUAAUUCUAGUUCUACACCUGGUAUAAUAUACAUAAAUGUAUAUGUAUCACAUCAACUUUUAAAGCGGACAAGCCCGGUGUGUAUGAAAGGUUUUUCUCAUUUUUGAUCGAUUUAGUUGGUACCUGUGCCGGUAUCCUGCCAGUAGAUUGACGUGUGCUCUUUCCAUUCUCUACCCAUAGGUGUCGCUGCUCGCUAACACCUCCGUCAAUGUCGAAAUAUUACAAGAUUCUUAUAAAACACUUUGUAGAUAUAUAAACAUUUAACUUUGCUUAAUCAAUUUUUACUGCACAAUUAUGAGAUAAAAUAAAUUGUUUUACCGCUUGUAAAUAAAUUCUUAUUUUGAUUUUAAUCAAAACAAAGCACGUGUGUCCGACUUUGGUGUUAUCUUACCUAUGUACAGAAAUAAUUCCAAUUCUUAAAUUUCCGCUCCGUUUCCCGUUCCGCGUUUUAGCGAAACCGUGGCAGGUAAGUUAUACAGUAUGUGGAUAUGUAUUUUAUUACAUUAAGAAUUUUAUUUUACAUUUGAGAUCUACAUCGGUCUAUUGUGUGCUUGAAUUGAAGAUAAUGAUGAACUUCAAUAUUCAGUUGUAAACUUGCUUCCGUAUCUAUGGAUAUUAAAUGAGUUUAAGUUUGCGAUCGGAUUUAAUGUUCAACAUAAAAAAAAAAAACAACGUAGGAGGCGUCGUGUUUUUAAAAAUUGCAAAUAAACACUUCCACGAAUCUAUAAGGAAAGUAGAGUGUUGAGAAGAUUACAAACUGAUUAUUAAAUAAGAAACAUAUUUUUAGGAAGCAAGAUGGACGAUGUGCUUUAGUGUCACUCAACAGAAGAACAUCCUGAAAGAAGAUACACUGAUAGGAAAACCCAGCAGGUGAGCAAUAUGUAAAUACUACUAUAGACGAAUGAAAAAAUGUCUUCCCAUAAACGAAAACAGGAUCAAGACUUUCGCUUUGUAAAGCAUAGGCGAUAUGAAGUUGCACACUCCUCUACAGAUAACUUGUCACGUGACUCACAGUCACGUGGCGAGCAGGACAGCCAGCACGAACGAUUUGAUCAGAGGCAUGACUGGGAAGGCAUGGAGUCCAGGAAUAGAGGUAUACCCCGCAAGAAAAAAAUAAAAAGAAACCCUAUCUGGUCUAGUAGAGAUAAUGCGGGUGUUUCAGAAUCAUUCAAGCACUGGUCUACAGACACAACAGUGAUACCUUCUACCUUUCCGCAAAGUUCUAGCCACACGCAAAAUGAUUCCAGAGAAAUGAACCUUCCAUUCGAGGAAGACCAGGCUGGAAUCAGAGUAGUUGAUGCCAGACACAAAGGUACUUUUACAGGAAAUUUUGAUAGGAAAGAUGAUACAAAAAACAGCAUAACAAGUCCACCCUUCAGCCAGCAACAACGAUUUGAUGAGAGGUAUGACUGGAAAGGCAUGGAGUCAAGGGAUAUACGUCCACCCGACAGGAGAGGGAUAAGAAGAUGCAAUAUCUGGCCUAGCACAGACGAUGAUGGUGUUUCAGAGCCAUUCAAGCAUUGGUCUACCGACAGAUCAGUAAUACCCUCUACCCUUCCUCGAGCCAAGUACAAAGGUACAUUCAGAGGUGAUCCCAAAUACAGUCAGAAAAGCGAUAGAAAAAACAGAAUGACAAGUUCACCCUCCAUCGCAACUUGCUCGUCAUAUAACCAAACCAGUCCGUCGUACCACCAAGCCAGUUUAAACAAGGACAUUUCAUUUAGACAAACACCAAAGCAAACAUAUGUUCCUUACAUUGCACACUGCUCUAAGAAAGGCAGAGAGGUUCUUAAAAGACAUACCAACACCAAUAGGUAUUAUUUCUUACACUCUCCGCCCAAGCGAAUACCUACGGGAGAUAACACAAUGCAACGCAUAUUUGGAAUACGGGACUUUGAUAACUUUAACGUGAAAUAUCUUGAUGAAUUCAAGACUUUAUUAAAGUCCAAAGAAAAAAUCUCCAACGAAAAUCUUCAGCGUGUGAUGAGCAUUUUAGACCAUGUCUUUGUAGAACCAAAUGCGGAUUUGUGUGAAGCGCUAAUGGAAGGCGAUUUCUUUGAGAGACAUGAUCUCAUGGCCUUUGUAUCAGAACUUCUGAUUCGCUGCGAGUUAAGUAACUCUGAUGAAACUUUCAUGCAGCAUUCUUCCCAGGUGCUAAUUGCUCUGUCUUCUGAAACUAAUACGAAAGCCCAUAAACUCAAGGCUUUUUUGAAUUUGAUAAUUGCCUUGGCAAAUAAAGCAAACAAACAAGAAAUGAAGAGCACUUUAUCAGAAAUAUCAGCUCUAAUCAACAUGAAAGAAAAGAGAGAGAAUUUAGAGGCAGACGAAAAAGGACAGAUAGUCUUUAGUGAGUCCAUGAAAAAAGAGCUUUCUACUCUUAUCAAAUUUGAAAUUUUGCCAACACAUGCCAUGAUUAGGGAUAACAUUAUCCCGAUAUUACUUCCCAGAAUGUUAAGAAGUGCACCAAAGUCUCAAGCACAUUACCUCGUAGAACAGUUCUAUUUAUUUUUAGAAGAUUUCAUUGGUCCAUUACGACGAGGGUUACGGAAUUACAUGGCAUAUGUAUCGACUUCCGAUAAGAAAACAAAUGGAAGAUUCACCGAUGAGAGUAUAAGGCUGUAUGAAGGAAUACGUAUUUUGGAAUGGAAAUGUGUCCCUGAUUCCGGUAUUGUGAUAGAAAUCCAGUUUGAUGUUAUAGGUUUCAAACGGGUGCAGUGGGAUUUCUGCAAUUAUCUGCAGUAUGGAAAUGUUGUCUGUUUAACACAUGGCGAUUGUGAAACACUGGUGUACGCACUAAUUACAGAACGAAAACCUCAGAGUUUGAGAAAGGGAAAGAUUUCCCUGAGUUUGGUUGAACAAUGCUCUCAAACAAUCGAAGAAUUCAGGUCAGUUGCAAACGGACAGAUUGUUAUGCUGGAGAGCAAAGCAUUUUAUACUGCAUAUCGACAUACUCUGGAAUCCAUGAAGUCCAUUGCGAGAAAGAUGUUAUUAAAAGAUAAAGAUGCCGGAAUACCUUUUUCGAAGCACAUCGUUGAACUUAAAACCGAUGUCCUGGAGCCUUUAUACAGCAUAGAGAAAAAUGGUGAGGUAAAGCUAGUCAACUUUGAGUGUUUAGUGCAAAGCACCGAGUAUUCAACAGACAAGGAUUACUGGAGAGUUUCACUCCUAAAUACCAAUGAAUGGCCAUCAGCAGAGGUGGUUGGCAUGGACGAACAACAAUACUUGGCUUUGAAAAUGUGUCUUACCAAAAAACUUGGAAUCUUACAGGGACCCCCAGGUACGGGGAAAACAUGGAUGGGUUUACGGAUUGUUGAAUUCAUGCUGAACAAUAAUUUGGGAUACGAGGAUGGAGAAAACAAACCUAUUUUGUUGCUCAGUUACACAAAUCAUGCGCUCGAUCAGGUUUUCGACGCAUUAUUUGACAUGGAUAGUCUCAUGAAAUUGUUCUCAUCGACAAAAAAUCCCUUUGUUCGUGUUGGGUCACGUAGCAAUAUCGAAAGAAUUCAGAGGUGUACUUUGAUAGAGCACAGAAAACAAAGGAAAUCAAGUAGAUCAAGUUUUUACUGGAGAGAACUAAUGAAGCUAAAGCAAAGUCUCUUCGAAAAAGAACUCUGGUUAAAGAAAAUUAAGAAUAGUAUAGUUUCCCCCACUUUUCUAUUUGAAGAAGGCUGUGUUUCGGAGAGUCAAAGAUCCUCGCUUCAAUACAGGCAAUGUUUGUAUAAUGGAACAGAUGAAGUUGGUAUUAUUUUUCAGUGGCUUGAAAUAGAUGAAAACAAAUAUUUCAAUGAAUUAACAUUAACAACAAAACGGACGGAUUGUUCGAAAGAAGAACGUUGGACACUGGAUGAACACGAUGAAGGACUUUUUAAAGCACAUCUGGUGAACAGAAUUGUUGAGGAUACUGAAAAUUUGAAUUUUGAUAAAGAAAAAUCCCUCAAACAAGUCUUACUAAAUCUUCUUAUAGCGGAGGAGCUUUUACUACCACGAGACAAGGCCAAUCUUCAUCCUUGUUGGCAAUGGUACGGUUUGAAAGAAAGAGAAAGCAUUUUGAAAUACGUUUCCCGAAGAUUACGAUUGGAUGCUACAAUGAGCCAGGAUGAAGUCCAGGAUGUUGAGGACGUGUGGUGUCUUUCAAUCGACCAUAGAUGGCGAAUUUAUAAAUCUUGGAUACAGAAAUUUCAAGACCACCUCGAGAGUGACAGAAACACUUUGAUGGAACAAUUCAGAGAGGUACAUACUAAGUACAAGAACCAAAAAACUGUUGAAAAUAUCAAUAUCGUCUCAAAUUGCUCGCUUGUUGGUAUGACAACAACAGGAGCUGCACAAAAUAUGGAUCUUUUGAGAAAGAUACAACCAAGAAUUGUUAUUGUUGAAGAGGCAGCCCAGGUCUUUGAACAACACAUCUUAGGAUGUCUUACAAAUGACUUACAACACUUGAUACUUAUUGGUGAUCAUCAGCAGCUGCAACCUGCGGUAAACAAUUACCAAUUAAUGAAAUCUCACAAAACCAAUGUUUCGUUGAUGGAAAGACUGGUAAUGAAUAAUCUACCCUUCGUCUGUUUAUCACAACAACACCGAAUGAGACCAGAAAUAUCCUCAUUGCUUACACCCACGAUAUACAAGAACCUGAAGGAUCAUUCGAGUGUGUUGUCGUAUGAACAUGUACAAGGGAUUCAACAUGAUGUUUUCUUUCUUAAUCACACCAACCAGGAGAGUCAAUCUGAGUACUCAACCAGUCAUAGGAAUGAGUUUGAAGCACAAAUGAUUGCAAGACUGUGUCGCUAUUUGCUGUUACAGAGAUAUAGCAAAAACGACAUUACCAUUCUGUCAGCUUACAAUGAUCAAGUAAAGGUGAUCAGAAAUUAUAUGAAGGAUCUGGAGAAUGAUUUAUCUGUCACAAGAGAUGAUGCGAAUCAAAGAAUAUCUAUUACAGCAGUGGAUAAUUUUCAAGGCGAAGAAAACAAAAUAGUUUUGUUGUCUCUUGUACGAGGCAAUGCUGAAAAGAAAAUUGGUCAUUUGCAUGACAUCAAGAGAAUUUGUGUUUCUCUUUCAAGAGCAAAACAGGGUUUUUAUGUCAUUGGAAACUUUGAUACGAUUCGAAAAAGCAAAACUUGGAAUGAAAUAAUUUCGAAAGCGGAAGGACUGGGUUUAUAUGGAGAUUAUAUCCCUCUUCACUGUGUAAAUCACCCUGAGACAAUUACAAAGGUUUUCAAACCAGCCGACUUUGAUUUGGUACCAGUUGGAGGAUGUAUCGAACCUUGUGGGUAUCAGUUGGAAUGUGGUCAUACGUGUGAUUUAAAAUGUCAUGCUGAUGCAACAUACCAUGAUAUUCCAUGCAAGAAAUUAUGCACAAAGAUUGUUUGUGAUAAAGGACAUAAAUGUGAUAAAGAAUGCUCUCAUCCGCGGUUGUGUGGACCUUGCGAAGUUGUCGUAACAAAAAUUUACACGAAAUGCAACCACCAAGUACAAGUUGGAUGUUCAAUAUCUUUGGAAACCUACCACUGUCGAGAGAGUUGCAGCAAGGUAUAUCCCUGUGAUCAUAUUUGCCAACAGGACUGUGGCAUCCCGUGCCAACCAGAUCAAUGCUCAAUUCCUCUACCAGUUAUACAUCCAAGAUGUGGCCAUGAAAUCGAAGUUCCGUGUUGCCUACGUUCCAAACUACAGAAAGUAAAAUGUACGCAAAAGUGCGAAAGUGUAUUGCCUUGUGGCCAUGCCUGUAAAGGAGAUUGUUACGCCUGUUCUAGUGGAAGGCUCCAUGUGGUGUGCGAAGAAUUAUGUCAGCGUGUCCUUGUAUGUGGACAUUCCUGCAACAAUAAACAUCCGUGCUCCACUGCUUGUCCGCCUUGUAAUAAACCUUGUAUGUCUGGCUGCAGCCAUCUUGGAAAACGUGGAUGCCGUCGAAGGUGUGGAGAAAAAUGUAUCGAAUGUAGAGAACCCUGCAUUUGGAGCUGUGACGAACAUUGUAAAAAUGGGUACCAUUGCACAAACCAGUGUUUUGAAGAAUGUGAUAGACCCGCAUGUAAUAGAAGAUGUAAUAAAGAUCUACCCUGUAAACAUCGUUGCGUUGGUAUAUGUGGAGAACCAUGUCCCACCCUGUGUAGAAGAUGCGACAAAAAUAAAUUGACCGAUAUUUUCUUCGGAGACGAGGACGAUCCUUACGCCUUGUAUAUACAGCUCGUGGACUGUAAUCACGUCUUUGAAGUCAAAGGAUUCGACAAAUACAUGAACAUGGAGGUACAAAGAAACAAGGAAUCCGUUUCAGAAAGCUGUGCAAUAAAACUGAUACGGUGUCCUUUGUGCCAGACACCAAUACGGCAAAGUAGAAGAUACAAAAAUACAAUACUUCAAAACUUAAAGGAUAUAAAUGCUGUGAAAACGUCAAUGGAAAAUGAGAGAAGCUGCAGCGGAAGUAAGGGCGUGGAUGAAAUUAAGCGCACUCAGUUGAUUGAAGGUCUUAUUUUUGAUGAUGAUGUACAUUUUUUAAACAGAUUUUCCAACAUUCGUUUCACAAACAAAACUGCAGAAAAAUUUCACAAAUUCUUUGUUCCAAAGGUGAAGGAAAAAAUUAAGACAGCCCAAAAGGAGCCUUCAGAGAUCAGCGAAAUUAAGGAACAAUCCCUUAUUCUUGUAAAUUGGUUACUACGACACAAGGAUAGUAUGUUUACUGAAUAUGAAGUUCAUCAAUUCAGUGAGGAAGUAGACAGAUUCUUUCUUUUUGUAGACUUUGUUUUGCUAUUAGAUGUUAUAGACCUUAAAAAACCGUCCCAAAUCACCGGAGACGACAGAACCCGAGUGACACAACAAGUUGAGGAUCUCAGAUGGCCCACUCCAAGGCAACUGGAAAUAGAGGAAAUGCUUCACUUGAAGGAGACAUUGCGUGCAUUACAAGAAAAAUUGCCACUUUCUGGACUGGGGAUAUCUGAGGACGAGAAAAGAAUGAUUUUGAAGGCUUUUAGCUUCAAAAAAAAGGGCCAUUGGUAUAAAUGCAAAAAUGGUCACAUUUACGCUAUUGGAGAAUGUGGUGGUGCUAUGGUGGAAUCCAAGUGUCCUGAGUGCGAUGAAACUAUUGGUGGUGGUAGUCAUCAACUGCGAGAAGACAAUGCUGUUGCGGGUGAGAUGGAUGGCGCAACGUAUUCUGCCUGGUCUGAACAAGCCAACAUGGCCAAUUAUAAUUUUGAUUUCUAAUUACCCAGAAAUUGUCUUGAAAACCAAUCAAUUACUUUAUUCUAUGUUAUAACUAGGGAGUGAUUUUUACUCUUGAAUAUAGCCAUAUUUCGGGGGAUUGUUAAGAAAUUUUAGAUACCGUAUAUCCUGUGGUUUAGGUCAUGUCAAUGGUUUUUAAGGGUGUGUAACCGGAACCAGUCUGUUUGUAUACCCACAGUGCUCCCUACCUAUAUUGAAUUCUGCAGGGCCACCACAAACUCAAUUAUCAUUUGUUUUAGAAUGUCACUAAAUUCAAUUCCAAAUAUAUUCAUAGUCCCAUGAAUUUAAUACAAGCGGAGCACACUGCAUAUUAUACAAAAUAGUAUAAAUACUAUUAAUGGUUCAAAAUAUUUGUCAACCCAGGUUCGUGUAUUCUUGAACUAUGUCCAUUAUGAGACCAGAAGUCUUGAAUUAAAACACCAGUGUAAGAGUUUACAAUUUAUUAAGAGAUCGGAAGUUAAUAUAAUAUAGGAAUAACAACUGCGAACUUAGAAAAACUUACCAAGUGAAAAUAAUGAAAAAUAACCUGAAAAUAAGGGAAGGAGUAGAUCCAAGAAAACCAAAAUAUGUCUACAUGUAUAAAGUACAGUAAAGGACCUUCACACUUUUCAAAGUGAUUCAAGGCCUUGAAAAUAACGUCAAAAAUAUCCUACACUAUCACUCAUGUGGCAAUAUAAUAUUUAUUCUACCUAUGAAAUAUAAGUCCUAUGUAGAGAAAAUCGUACUUAACAAGAUUAAUAAUAUUUUCUUAGGUAAGAGAUCUACCUCACCUUGAGCCAGACUUCAAGGUUGGGUUUUAAUUACAGAAAGAAUUUAAUUCAUUGUCAAAACGGGACAGUAAGAGAAAUUUAGGCGAGAAAAUCAUGCAGCAAAAGGUCGCACAAUGCCUAGCUAAUAUUAGUAGGGAAAAAGAAAAGUGAUCAAACCUUGAUGUCCUUUACCACAACCCAAAGUAACUUGAACGAGCCGCGUUCACGUUUUUAUAUCCACUAUAACCAAUUAAACUCGAUUUUACAAUAUCCCGCCCAACGAGUGAAACAUAAAAUCUGAAACGUUUAAAGCUGAGACCCCUGACCAAUCAAAAACGUUGUUUUAUAAAUAACUUCGAGAGAACUGUCAAAAUGGAGGACAUUUUCCUGUCAAAAUACACGUGCUCUCUCAAAACAAAAUAAAUGUGGAAAUAGUGAAAUACAGGACAGAAAUCAAAGAAUUAAGGACAGGAAAAUAACUAAAUAGUAAAGGUAAGGUUAUUUACGCUAGAUAAGAAAUUUAGACACGUUUUGGAAUGAUAAAAAUCAAAACUAUUACGGAUAAUUAAGGUAAAUCAUUUUGGCUUUUACAAAAAUUGUGUUCAACAUAUUUGAAUAAUUUCGCCAAAACCUCGUAACAUCGGGUGGUGUACAUUGCAGAGUACUUCGAAUAAAGGAACAGGGUGGCUUAUAAGAUCAUGUGACAAUAAAUGAGGGGUGUGGGAUCCUUUCUGCUAAUGUUGAAUGUUUCUAAUUUCACUUAACCAUUGAACAUCUGUAUACGUGUAGCGACAAAGAUUUUGGCGACAUAACAGUUUUUGUCAUGUUCACCAGCUUUAUAAAGUUCGGGUAACCUUAACAAUGCUGCACACACAUUUAUAUAAUCAUCUUCUCAUCAGCGUAUCUAACGUCAUUAGGUGCACUUUAAUUUACCCACGUGACACUGAGUUACUUUAUCAAUUUUGAUAAUUGUGUUGAGGAAGAACACUCCACUUUCAGCAGGAGAAGGUAAUGCUACAACAUUAUAAUGAUGUACAUGUAUCGCAAAACGAAGAUGGUGAUUAAAAUGUACACUGAAUACUGGGGACUAUUUCUACUCUCAAUCUCUGUGCGGAAGCGCAAUGGGCUUUACCACACACAGACAUUGAGCGGACAUAUUUCUCGUAUUCAGUCAAUAUUCUAUGAUUGGGAGAGGGCCUACAUAGGCUAUGCCUGUUGCCCGAUCCUGUUGAGUUUCUCAAUAAAAUAUGUUUAAAUUGAAAUAUUCUAUCAUUAUUAACUUUCCACAUACAUAGCGAUAUUUAUAUUAUACAUGUAAUAUUAUGAUUUCGUCCCUCUGAUUAUAAUUGUUUUCGUUACCCUAACACGUGUAUUUGAUGUUAUUGUUUUCGUUACACGUGUAUAUGAUGUUGCACAUAUAAUUUCUACAUAUUAUCUUAAUAUGUAAAUUCCUGCUUUUAGUUCCACUUUCAAUGAAUGUAUUUUUGAUAAUAAAAAAAUAAAAAACAUCAUACCUUU